Messenger RNA from Neoarthrinium moseri, 1989 nucleotides. RefSeq lists its product as uncharacterized. The transcript has a single exon. The coding region runs from base 1 to 1989 and encodes 662 amino acids. Lineage: Eukaryota; Fungi; Ascomycota; Sordariomycetes; Amphisphaeriales; Apiosporaceae. The record is from RefSeq and is a predicted model, not a curated record.
AUGGAUCCCCUGGCAUCUAAGCAGCACCAUCACUCCCUCUCCAACGUCGAUGAAGACUACUUUUAUAGCCUUCCAUCAUCCCAACUCACAAGUAGGCAUGCAAGCGCCGUCGCGUUCCACAACACCGGCAGUCCAUCGCCCAGCCCCCAGCUGAUGAGUCUUCAAUCAGCCCUGGACUCUGCGAAGCUUCCCGUCGGCGACAAUGAUCCGCCCCUUCUCUUGCCCGUGAGAAGAACCUCCAGCGGGGUGAGAUGGUUGAUCCCAUUUCGCCAGAUCAAACCUGAAAAGUACAACUUCGAUCUGACAACAAGUCCGGAUCAACCAAGUAGAAAACGUUCGGCAUCUGUAAGGAGUGUCACGCACCCGGAUUUCUUGCAAUUCUCAGCCAGUGCCAUGGACCUCGAAGAGCCCUUGGCUAUUGAGCAACUCGUAGCUCCUCCGGCGCUACCUGUCACGACAAAGCGUUGGAGCUCUACUGGUAUUGGUGAUCGGCGGAGCUCUUCAAUGUACGCAAUAAGAGCAGCAAGUGUUGUGGAGCCUUGCGUCGAAGAGCCUAUUAUCACGCAACAGGGGAUUGAAGGUAUCGUCGCCAGCAUCCGAGCGUAUUUAUCUGACCGGCGUCACGAUAGCUGUUCCUACCAUUGGGUACAAAAUCAGAGCCAUCCGGCACAGGGGAGCUAUCGCAGUUCACGGACACAAAACGAAAACCGAUCGUCACACGGCGGUCUUGGUGAAUUCCUUGUAUCUACGAGUGACAUUGCAGGAAUACUGGAGAUUGUGAUUACUGGUCUUCGGCAUCUCCAUGAAGAAUAUGUGCCGACUGGCUGCAGUUCGGUACUUUUACCGCGUGACCUCAACGCCAGGCCUACUACAAAUCCUGACAAGAUCAUGCUUCCAGCACCUUGUUUAGCUGAUCCAGCAACAACGAUUAGCUCUGUCCAGCCCUUGUUCUCCGCUCUGGAGGCUCAAACUUUUGGCGCCAAGACUCAAUGUACCAAGGCUACUAUUGUCUCCAGGCAAAGUGUUACGAAGGUGAGCUGGGAGACCACCUCUGGGACGGCGGCAAACCAGGUGUCUCCCAUGAUCCAUGACACGCUACAGGCGAACCCAAAGAACGCACGGAUAGACUCGGCAAGUAGCACGGCACAGUCUAGCCUAAAGUCCACAUUCACAACCUUACGUGGACGUGCAAGCUCUCAAGGGCAGUUUGGGGGUUCAUGUGUAGGCAGCUGCGGAGAAAACAUACCUCCCAACUCCGUUAGUGAAACGCAUGUGUCAUUCCCAGCCCUUCCAUCACGCCACUGCACCAAUGAGUGGAUAUCACCUCUCGGAGUUGACGAAGAAGAGUUGUAUAAGCACAGAGAUGUCGUAGCAUCGCUAUAUCAGUACGGAAUUGAUGCUCAUACCGGAGUGUGCUCGCCUCCGCUUGACCUGCAGACUCUUGAGUCAAAUAUGCAGGCUGGCAAUAACCUAGUAGCAGAAACAUCGAUGUUACGAACAGUCGAGCUCCGGGGAUCUGUAGGCAUACUGGAGCAAGAAGGCCAGCCAAGUGGGAGUCCAAUACAAAAACAUCAAGGUAGCUCACAAGGCACAGAGCUCCGUGACAGCCAGUCGUAUCUACCCUUGAUGGAUAGACUGCGUCGAUACAGCUUUAUUCCUUUGGAGGAUCAUACACCUGAGAUCAUUCGUCAGGCAACAUAUCGGCAGAAGACGUCACAACAAGAGGAGCUGCCGCUCCAAGGUCAGCGGAAGCGCUCAAGUAAAGAGCUGCUAGAGGACAUCCUCGCACGUUCUCUAACUGUGUCAGCAAAAACGACCGUUAGCGCUAUAUCCGGACGCGCAGCGUCACGAAAGUCAUCAACGCAGGCAGUCAAACGGGGUCGCGUAUCUUGCUCGGAGGAUCAUGCACCACACAUGUGCCUAGAUGAACAAAUGACACCGACACCAAGUGCUACUCCAGCCUCUGAUUGGAAUGAGCAGGUUAGGUAG